Salvia miltiorrhiza (redroot sage) is the source of this 1233-nucleotide messenger RNA. RefSeq lists its product as uncharacterized. The transcript is spliced from 3 exons. The record is from RefSeq and is a predicted model, not a curated record. Lineage: Eukaryota; Viridiplantae; Streptophyta; Magnoliopsida; Lamiales; Lamiaceae. The coding region runs from base 679 to 1188 and encodes 169 amino acids.
UACCAAAUAACUAGGCCUAUAAUUAUUGAUCCUGGACUUUAUCACUCAAAGAAAUCUGGUGUUUUCUGGGCCAAAGAGAAAAGAUCGUUGCCUGCUUCUUUCAAGUUAUUCACUGGUACUCCAGAAAUCUUUUAGACCUAUGUACUGAUUUUCUCACUUCAUAUAUAUAAAGCCCAAGUCUAAUAACUUCCAUAUAUGUCAAAACCAUAUCUAAAUCUGCUGAAUGACAAUGUGAUGUACAGUGUGUGAAGUAACUAUAAUCAAGUAAUGCAAUUUAUAAAGCUCUGGUGGUGUUUCCUCUUCGCAUUGAAAUAAAACUCAAUCCGUUCUGAGCUAUCUGUUGUAUUUGAUCUUUGUGUUAUCCCAUCACUUAUGUUUUACCUCGAAAUAUCAAUAUGCUCAGUUGUUUUCUACUUGCAUUAGAUAUAUUUGAAUAAAAUAAAAAUAUAGCGUGCAAGAUACUACAUCGUCCUUGAGUCAAUUUAGUGGAUACUACUUGCAUUAGACACGUGUUUCUUUCUUUCUAACUCGAUUUAAUAAUUUUUGUAUGAAGUUUAAUAUGAAUACAAAGGUUUGUCUUGUGCAUGACUAGUCUGCUAAUUAUGUAAGUGGCUUUUAUGAUGCUCAUCGUAUAAUCUUGUUUUUAUUGAUUAGUCCAGCUUUUGGUGGCUGAAAAGUAUGAACCAUGAUACUUACUACUCGGUUUAUAUUUGCCAGGUGGCUAAGGAGAGUGCUGAUGUUAUAAUUUUAGAUGACAAUUUCUCCACCAUUGUAACAUGCAACUUUUUUCAGAAAGUCAGCGAACAGAUUGGUUACAUGACUUGCAUCCAAUAUUGUUUAGAGUACUUGGAAGCCGUCCCUUGGGUGGGACAAGAGGAGGAAGAGAAAGUGGUUUCUAUAGUCUCCCGUCUUGAAGGUGAGGGCAUCGGGGUGAAGCCAGUACUGAAACGAGUGUCUCCCGAAAACCCAACACCACCUAACGACACCCUUUCUCACAUAUUGGAGUUGGUGCUAAAAAGCAGAGAAGCAAAGGAUCGGAAACCACCGCGGUUCCGCUGCCGCCAUCGCCGAACCCGACCCAGACUCCCAGAAUACAAAUCUCAGCCCAAAAGUAAAAGUAUCAAGAUUCAAAUGUUGGAUGAAAUUUGUGAUGUUGGAUGUAAUAUUAGAUUAAUAAUGUUUGAAUGAAUGUAUGGAUUUUUAGUAUUAAUAUAUGUAUUUUUAGUUUUCUAU